AUGGAAUUGAAUUUACUGGAGGAUUUGGAGAAAUUGCGGCUGACAGAGGAUGAAAAAAAUAUCAUUGGUGAAGGUGUUGCGGAAGGUAUUGAUGAUGACACAAAGAAUCAAAUUUCGCUGACCUUAGUUGGCAAAUUGCUAACAAGGAGACCCUUCAAUGUUGAGUCAAUGAAGCGUACUCUCUUAAAUGUUUGGAAAAUCAUAAAUAAUGUGGCAAUAAGGAUGGUGGAGACAAAUUUAUUUGUCUUUCAAUUCUUCAGUGAAGAUGACAAGAGAAGGGUAAUGGAUGGCUGCCCUUGGUUUUUGAUAAAAAAAUUGCUCCUCCCGACAGAGAUUGUUGGUGAAGAGAAGCCAUCGGAAGUUUGUUUCAAGAACUCGCCUUUUUGGACUCGAAUUAGAGAUGUCCCUUUCAAUAAACGAUCGGCGGACUUUGCAUAUGAGAUAGGCGAACAUUUAGGAGGUUUCUUGGAGCUCGACGACUCAGAUCCUCUUGGAUGGAAUGAGUAUUUGAGGGUGAAAAUACUUGUUGACAUUAGUAAGCCUCUACGAAGGGGAGUUAAAAUAGCUAAUGGCUCACAAUCCUCAAAGUGGUGCAGCAUCCAAUAUGAAAGACUUGCUGAAUUUUGCUAUAAUUGUGGGAGAAUGGAUCAUAUUGUCUGA
Chenopodium quinoa (quinoa) is the source of this 660-nucleotide messenger RNA. RefSeq lists its product as uncharacterized. The coding region runs from base 1 to 660 and encodes 219 amino acids. The transcript has a single exon. Lineage: Eukaryota; Viridiplantae; Streptophyta; Magnoliopsida; Caryophyllales; Amaranthaceae. The record is from RefSeq and is a predicted model, not a curated record.